AUGAGUGGGAAAUUUGUUCGUGCAUCUAAAUACAGACACGUAUUUGGUCAAGCUGCGAAGAAAGAACUUCAAUACGAAAAUAUCAAGGUUACCAACAAUGCAUGGGACUCUAACAUUUUGAAGACUAAUGGCAAAUAUAUAUCGGUCAAUUGGAACGCUUCAGGUGGUGGUGCUUUUGCAGUUAUCCCUGUAGGGGAAGUUGGUAAAUCUCCUGACCAAGUCCCAUUAUUCAGAGGUCAUACUGCACAAGUUCUGGACACAGAUUUCGAUCCAUUUGACGAACAAAGAAUUGUAUCCUGUUCAGAUGACGCUAAGAUCUGUGUUUGGGAGAUUCCUGAGGAUUAUUCCUUCCAUAAAUAUGUUGACGAAAAUGGAGAUCCAAAGGAUAUUAAACCAGUCAAGAUCUUGAGUGGACACUCUAGAAAAGUUGGCCAUGUCCUGUUUCAUCCUGUCGCCGAAAACAUAUUAGUGUCUUCUUCCUUAGAUUACACUGUAAGAUUCUGGAAUAUCGAGACUGGAGAGAACAUUAUCACUCUGAAACAUCCUGAUAUGGUUACCUCAAUGUCCUUCUCUUAUAAUGGGGAACAUUUAGCCACAAUAUCUCGUGAUAAGAAGCUAAGGGUUUGGAAUAUCAAGAAACAAGAAAUUAUCAGCGAAGGACCAGCCCACACUGGUGCCAAGAAUCAAAGAGUCGUUUGGUUAGGUAACUCUGAUAGACUAGCUACUACUGGUUUUUCAAAGCUAAGUGAUCGUCAAAUUGGUAUUUGGGAUGCAUUCAAUUUAGAGAAAGGUGAUCUUGGUGGGUUUUAUAACGUUGACCAAUCUUCUGGUAUUUUAAUGCCAUUCUUUGAUGAUAGUAACAAGAUUUUAUAUCUUGCAGGUAAAGGUGAUGGUAAUAUCAGAUAUUAUGAAUUUCAAAAUGAUGAAUUAUUUGAAUUAUCUGAAUUCCAAUCUACAGAACCUCAAAGAGGAUUUGCAGUGAUUCCUAAAAGAUUAGUCAAUGUUAAAGAAAAUGAAGUCUUUGGUUGUUUCAAAACUGUGGUAGAUCAACGUAUUGAACACGUUUCAUUCCGCGUUCCAAGAAGAGCUGAAGAAUUCCAAGAAGAUAUUUAUCCAGAUGCCCCAUCAAACAAACCUGCGUUGUCUGCUGAAGAAUGGUUAUCUGGUAAAGAAGUUGAUGGUCCAGUGUUGGUCAGUAUGAAAGCUGCAUAUGAUGAUUCUGCUCCAGUUUUCCAUGCAGCAGAGAAACAAUCUACUCCAGAAAUUAAGGAACAAUCACCUGUUGUAAUCAAGAAGGAAGAACCAAAGAAGGAAGAACCAAAGAAGGAAGAACCAAAGAAGGAAGAACCAAAGAAGGAAGAACCAAAGAAGGAAGAACCAAAGAAGGAAGAACCAAAGAAAGAGACUAUUGUACCCAAGGCAAGUUCUCCUACUCCAAAGACUGGUUCCUUGGAUGACUUGAAAGAAGAUGACUCUGUUAGUAAAUUAUUAAAAAAAUCUUCCGAUUUGGAUACUGUUAACGACGCCGAGGAUCCAUCGAAGGCUGAAUCUACUUGGGAUGAAGAAGACGACAAACCUGUCGUCAUUAAGACACUAUCGCCAUCUCCUCAAGUUCAAACACCAGAACCAAAGGUUGAAAAAGUAGCUACUAAGGUUGAAGCUAAGAUAGUUGAGGAGAAACCUGCUAAGAACCAAAUUAAAGAGGACACCAAACAAGUAGAGGCCACUUCUCAACCAACGUCUUCUCCUUCAGCAGCUGCUGGGCCUAAAUCAUUAGGCCUAAAACAAUCUGUUGAGAAGUUAUCUUCUUUGGUGUUACAUCUAGAAGACGUUAUUAAACAUCUUGCAGAGGCCAAUCUAGAAAAAGACGAACGUUUAAAACAAGUCGAAAAGAAGCUAGAGGAGCUAGUUCACAAAAAUUAA
Molecule: messenger RNA, 1923 nt
Organism: Maudiozyma barnettii
Lineage: Eukaryota; Fungi; Ascomycota; Saccharomycetes; Saccharomycetales; Saccharomycetaceae
Gene: CRN1
Product: Crn1p
Exons: 1
Coding region: 1-1923 (640 amino acids)
Biological process (GO): actin filament organization
Molecular function (GO): actin filament binding
Source: RefSeq, a predicted model, not a curated record